Ilex paraguariensis (yerba mate) is the source of this 1723-nucleotide messenger RNA. Lineage: Eukaryota; Viridiplantae; Streptophyta; Magnoliopsida; Aquifoliales; Aquifoliaceae. The record is from the annotation of a GenBank genome assembly.
AUGCCAUGCAGGCUCAUAAAAUUUCAAGAAAACUACAAGUUUAGGGAUUACGAGAGUCCCAAUGGGUCCGAGUCUGGUGCACCCACUAAGGGCAUGGGUGCGUUUAUCAGGGACCUUAAGGGGAACUUUAAGAGUGUGGACUACGUUUAUGUGUGGCAUGCACUGUGUGGCUAUUGGGGUGGUCUCCGGCCAAAUGUCUCCGGCUUACCGGAAUCGAGGGUGGUGGCGCCGAAGUUGACUCCGGGAUUGCAGAAGACUAUGGAAGAUCUGGCCGUUGAUAAGAUCGUUAACAAUGGUGUUGGGUUGGUCCCACCGGAGAUUGUUGAUCAGAUGUACGAGGGUCUGCACUCUCACUUGGAGUCCGUAGGCAUUGAUGGAGUCAAAGUGGACGUUAUUCACUUGUUGGAGAUGUUGUGUGAGGAUUAUGGUGGAAGAGUAGAGCUUGCCAAAGCAUACUAUAAAGCCUUGACAUCUUCAGUGAGGAACCAUUUCAAAGGGAAUGGCGUUAUUGCUAGCAUGGAGCACUGCAAUGACUUCAUGUUCCUUGGCACCGAGGCCAUAUGUCUUGGUCGAGUUGGUGAUGAUUUCUGGUGCACUGAUCCUUCUGGGGAUCCAAACGGCACAUUCUGGCUACAAGGGUGUCACAUGGUUCACUGUGCCUACAACAGUUUGUGGAUGGGCAAUUUCAUACACCCUGACUGGGACAUGUUCCAAUCUACUCAUCCCUGUGCGGAGUUCCACGCUGCUUCCCGGGCAAUCUCCGGUGGACCAAUCUACGUCUCGGACUCUGUUGGGAAGCACAACUUUGAGCUGCUCAGAACUCUAGUGUUGCCCGAUGGGUCGAUCCUCCGGUGUGAGUACUAUGCCCUUCCGACCCGAGACUGUCUCUUUGAAGACCCUCUGCAUAGUGGGAAGACUAUGCUGAAAAUAUGGAACUUGAACAAGCCGAACAUGAGGCUUCACACGUCAUCUACUAGACUGUCAGCUGGCAAGCAAGUCACUCUGACCCACGAAAGAGGCAGUCUGACCCAUGAUCCAGUAUCUGGGAUUUUUGGGCCAGAUAGUGGGCCGCAUGAGGCUUAUAUUAGAUCUUACACUGGAGUGCUUGGCGCAUUCAACUGCCAAGGUGGAGGGUGGAGCCGUGAAUCCAGACGUAACAAAUGCGCCUCCCAACACUCUCAUGCUGUGACUUCCAUGGCCAGCCCAAUCGACAUCGAGUGGAAGCAUGGAACAAAGCCAAUCUCAAUUGAGGGAGUACAAGUGUUUGCCUCGUACAUGUUCCACAAAAAGAAACUUGUCCUCUCCAAGCCAUCCGACACCAUUGAAAUCACUCUCGAGCCCUUUAAUUUUGAGCUUAUAACAGUUUCUCCUAUCACUAUCUUGACUAGCAAAUCUGUUGAGUUUGCUCCGUUUGGCUUGGCGAAUAUGCUAAACUCCGGUGGUGCAAUCCAAGCUUUGGAAUUCGAUGAAGAGGCUAGCUCAGUUCGAGUUGGGGUUAAGGGGACUGGAGAAAUGAGGGUCUAUGCUUCAAAAAGACCAAGAGCUUGUCUAAUCAAUGGGGAAAAUGCCUCAUUUGCUUACGAGGACCUUAUGGUUAUUAUGCAAGUUCCAUGGCCCAAUUCUUCCGGUUCAUCUGUCAUUGAGUACUCUUUUUAAAUUAUGGUCAGGUUAUUCGGUUGUCAAUUUAAGUGUAAUGAUUUUAUUAUAUCGCCUUGAAAUUAGG